CACACAUUUCUUGAAAAUCACAACAUUAUCAACUUCUCAACCACAUAUUUGAUCAACUUUUUAUCAAAAUCUGCUAAAACUUUUAUCAAUAGCUUUGUCACACAGGCCCUUAAUCUUCUUCUUCAGUAAAUUGUACUGGUUUUUCAUAGUUAAGGAUAUGUAAUGAACUAGCUUGAAUUAGUAGGAAUUUUACUGAUUUAUGUUCGACUUGAACAAUGCAGCUUGAUGAUCUUAAGCAUUGCUCAUUCGCUGAGUUCAGCUGGCUAUAUUUUCAGAUAUGCUGGUAUUUUACUGACUCUUGGGAGCAAUUUCGAAUAAAUGGAAAAGUAGAUGUCAUUGAUGGAUCAAAUCCCGAUCCUCUAAAACUUCAGCAAAGAGAGAAAGCUUGGUUUGCCAGUUCUAUUAAAUCAAGACUACAGUAUUUGGAUCCUACUCCAGGAAUUCCUUCUGUGGAUGAACAACCAUCUCAGGUUCCAACUUUGGAUCCUUCAACUAGUCCAGUUGGUGUAUUUUGCCUGCUUGUUCUUGACCCUGAUCAGGUUGACUAUUUAAAUUUGAAGAGCAAUGAGAGGGUAACUUAUACAGCAGGACAUAGUGCUGAAGGGGAGAAAAUUUGGACUUGGGAAAAAGUCAAUGCAUAAGCUUUUCUUUGUGGUUUGAGAAAGUUAUUAUUUCAUUCUGAAAGCACAACUUAAUACGUCGUCUUUGUUUACUAGGCUUUAUUGGAGGAAGAACCGUUCCAAAGAGAAGAAACAUACUGUCUUCUAAUUCUUGAAAAAGGGAAAAGGAUGUUUUAUAUUUUGUAUUUUUUAUCUUUAAUUUGAAUGAUUAUUGCCGAUGGUGAGAGUUGGACAUUUU
Olea europaea var. sylvestris is the source of this 858-nucleotide messenger RNA. Its product is annotated as pyridoxine/pyridoxamine 5'-phosphate oxidase 2. Gene Ontology annotation, biological process: pyridoxine biosynthetic process. Lineage: Eukaryota; Viridiplantae; Streptophyta; Magnoliopsida; Lamiales; Oleaceae. The coding region runs from base 216 to 641 and encodes 141 amino acids. The record is from RefSeq and is a predicted model, not a curated record. The transcript has 4 exons. Gene Ontology annotation, molecular function: pyridoxamine phosphate oxidase activity; FMN binding.